Leopardus geoffroyi (Geoffroy's cat) is the source of this 1820-nucleotide messenger RNA. It is a transcript of the gene TSPAN19, whose product is annotated as tetraspanin 19. The record is from RefSeq and is a predicted model, not a curated record. Gene Ontology annotation, cellular component: membrane. NCBI's taxonomy places the organism in Eukaryota, Metazoa, Chordata, Mammalia, Carnivora, Felidae. The coding region runs from base 84 to 830 and encodes 248 amino acids. The transcript is spliced from 9 exons.
AUUGGAACGAAAGCUGCAUCUCAGGAGUUGGACGAGGAACUUCACAUCUUUUCCAGAAACACCAAUAUCUGGAGGGAAAAAGAAUGUUAAGAAAAAACAAAAUAUUAAUUUUUAAAUACCUUCUUAAUCUCAUUAAUGGAGCUUUCUUGGUUCUUGGACUUUUAUUAUUGGGAUUUGGUGCAUGGCUUUUAUUAGAUAGAAAUAUUUUCUUCACAGCUUUGGAUGAAAAUAAUCAUCUGAUAGUAUAUAUUUUUCAAAUUUUGACUGGAACUGGAUCUGCUAUUGUUCUUCUUUGUCUCUUGGGUUAUUUGGGAAUUCACAAUGAAAUCAGAUGGCUCCUAAUCCUGUAUGCAGCACUGUUAAUGUGGGCCUUUGGUGUUCAAGUUGUACUUUCAGGAUUCAUCUUCACAAAGAAAAAAGAGAUUCACCAAGUAUGGCAUGAUAAAGUUGACUUAAUCAUUGCUGAGUAUGGAUCUAAAGAUAUGCCUGAAGAUAUACCCAAGUGGACUUUUCUGAAUGCUUUACAGAAAACAUUGCAGUGUUGUGGCCAGUACAAUUACACAGACUGGAUAAAGAAUAAAAAUAAAGAAAAUUCAGAACAGGUGCCAUGUUCUUGCACAAAUUCUACAUUAAGAAAGUGGUUUUGUGAUGAGCCACUGAAUGCAACUUACCUAGAGGGUUGUGAAAAUAAAAUCAACACAUGGUAUAACGCUAAUGCUUUAACAUUAACUGGAAUUAACUUCGGACUUUUGGCUUCAGAGGUUUUGCAAAUCACAUUAACUGUUUCUUUCUUCAGACACAUCAAGAAUAGAAUAUAUGCAAAAAUGUGAUCUCUGGACUUUAAUUUACCCAGAAGAAACCAGCUAAUUCUCAAAAUAACCACAUUGUGUUCUUUUACUCCAAAAAAAAAAAAAAUUGAAUUACAUUAAUUAAGUUUAGAACUUAUUCAAGUCAUUGGUUAUAUGUAACAUAGAAUUAUGGAAUAUUAUAAGAAAUCACUCCAUGAAAUUCUCAUUUUGUUUUUCAAAAUAUCAAAUUCUGCAGUUCAGAACUUUACCUUGAGUUAUUUUCUGAAUUCAAGGAUGUCAUUAUAUACACUGAAUUCAAAAUGUGAAGUAUCACUAUAUGUUUUGAGUUUCCUAUAUAGAAAAGAUACAUAUAUGAUGCUUAGAAAAUACUAAUUAAGUAAACAAUUAUAAUAUCUACCUUGCAUUUGCAAAUUUUAAGAAAACGAUACUGAUUUGUGGGAGAUUUAAAAAAAAGAUUGAAAAUCUUCAUGUCACUGACCUCUGUACUGAAUUAACCAUUUAUUUCUGUCUUCUGAUUAAUGCUUGCAAGUGGAUAAUAAAAUUUUAGAGAUUUGGGUAUACUUUAGUGGCAGUAAUAAAAUAUUAAAAUCACAAUUUUUAACUAUAGCAUAAAUGUCCUAAAUGAUCACUGAAUUCCCAUACUCAACUUGCUACUCAUUUUCUUCUUUUUCCUUGAAUUUUGUUCAGGCUUACAUGCACAAUUCUCUGAAGGGUAUAAAAAUAGCCUACCUGUUCUAUUUUCCUAAAAGUGAUAUUGUGAGAACAGGAAAAAAAUCCUUUGACAAAUAAAAAGUGCUAUAUAAAUGAAAGGCAUUACCAUAUCAUUGUUGUUCUUUAUAGCAAAAAGACUACCUUGACCUUGAGGAAAUCAAGAAAAGAUAAAUUAACUGAAGAUCCUGCAUCGCUCUGACUCCUAUGGAAGGCUCACUGUCAUUUACUAAUUCAGUCAUUUGUCUUUUCAUCCAUCUGUUCAGUACAUUUCAUAUUUCAGAGACCUGUGAACUUUUUACA